UGGGUACAUCAUUCCUUGUAUCAUUCGGCUUGCUACAUUUCUCCUUCGGGCGAUCCUUCCUUCUGUCAUAUACGGCGCUCACUCUAGACGCCCAUAAUUCCCUAGUAUAAAUCCUUUUCAUCUUCGUGCUUCUUCAUCCAAGUCUAUCUCACCCUCGAUCUUCCUCUCUUUAGUCUCUUCUCACCAUGCCUCGUAAGGUAGCAUUCUCUGCGAAACAAAAGAAAGCCCAGCUCCGGCUAAAGCGUGCCGUAAAACGGGGCGACAUUUCCCCUCCGCCUAAACAAGAUCGACGUCGCAAGACAAGAAAAGGUCCUUCAAAUUCUGCUCAUGAUGUUGAUGCCGUGGAAUCCGUGCGACGGUUGCAAUCUGCUUUUGUAAAGCUCCCGCGGGAGUUUCUUGAGCGAACGAAAGUCCUGGCUGCUACCUUGCCCCUCGAACGUCCUAUCUCAUCGGAGGUUGCGCUCCUGCAUGAUCCUGCUAUUGCUGCCGCUCAUCCUAGCAUUGCGAGCGGGUUGGAACCGGAUCAGCUCUUGACUUGUCCUGUGAGACCGAAAUGGCGAUACGAUAUGACGAAAGCAAUGGUGGAAAAGAACGAGGAAGUCAUAUUCACAAAGUGGCUUGAUCGGACGGAUGAGGCCGUCAACAAGUGGUGCAAUGCCCAGGAAGAUCAAGCGACCCCGAGCACAGACGAGCAGCUCGAAAAUAAACAGCCAGUUAUGCCCCAUGCUCCUACCUCAUUUGAGAGGAACAUCGAAGUAUGGAGACAAUUAUGGCGGGUCACAGAAAUCUCUCAGAUCCUGCUGAUCCUGCUGGACGCUCGUUGUCCAUUAUUACAUUAUCCGCCCUCUCUUUCGGCGUAUCUUUCCAAUCCAUACCUUGCCAGACGCACCCGUACGAUCCUCGUCCUGACCAAGGUCGAUAUCGUAGGGCCAGUCAGGGCUGAAGCUUGGACACGUUUUCUCAAACAAAAGUAUCCGAAUUUACGUAUUGUCCAAGUGGAAUCGUACAUUGAGAAGAGUGCCGGCGAAGGGUCGGGUCAGAGAAAACACUAUGAACCUCAUCUUCCUUCCACAUUCCGCCAGACACUGGUAGAAGCACUCAAGGAAACACAUGCGGAGUUUCUAGAGCCUCCUGUGCGCCUGAAAGACUUUCCUGAAAAACUUGCGAAGUGGAAACCCUCGGUGAAGCGUAAUAUCGAUUGGGAUGCCGUGCUGCAUGCUAGAGGUGGACAAGUCGGCACUGUGGUAGGAGGGGCCACUGCACCUCGUCCAACAGACCUUCCUCCACAAGGUAUUCCAGAGAAUAGCGAUGAAGAAGACGAACAGCGUGAAGCAGAACCUGAGCCUGAAGUGUUCACUAUUGGGCUCAUUGGUCAACCCAAUGUUGGCAAGUCGUCCUUGCUGAACGCCCUGUUUGGCAUCACGAAAGUGAAAGCAUCCCGAACGCCGGGCAAGACGAAACACUUCCAGACACUGUUCUGGACUCCCGAAGUUCGAUUAGUCGAUUGCCCCGGUUUAGUCAUGCCGAAUCUAGUACCAAUGGAAAGCCAGGUCUUCAGCGGUAUUUUCCCAAUCUCCCGUGUCUCUGCAGUUCCACUGUGUAUCUAUCACGCAGCCCAACUUCUUCCACUAGAACGCAUAUAUGGCCUGCAGCAUCCGUCCCUGCUACCUAAACCAGAAGAGGACAAACGAACCUGGAGGGAACCACGUGCAGGCGCGAUGAAGGAACAGAAAGAGUUGAAAUGGACUGCAAUGGAUAUUCUGACCGCUUACGCGUUGAAGAAAGGUUGGAUGACUGCUAGGACUGGCUGGCCUGAUGUACAUCGGGCGGGCAACGCCAUGCUGCGUGCCGUAGCCGAAGGCAAGAUUCACUGGGGUUUUUGGCCACUGGAUACUGAACUAUCAACUGUUGAGGAACAUCAUGGUGUUGGCAACGGCAUAUGGAUACCGACUUCUGAACACCACGAUUUUGACUGGGAUUUUGACAGCGACGCUGGUCACGACGACCGAGAUGUUGAUGAUGUUUCCGACGAGGAAGAGGAGGGAUCAACAGAUGUCAGUGCGGAUGAAACUAGCGAAGACGAAAGCCCGACGGCGACGGUAUCAGCAACGGCGGGACGAUUUAAGGCGUUGUUGCUGGAUGAUAGAGACGAAGAAGUAGAUGAUGAUGAAACAUGAGAAUCCCAAGAUGAGUAAAGAUGUAGGAUACAAAUAUGCAGCUAUCUACUGUAAUGUGUAGGGUAUUGGUAACUCUAGCAUACACACAAGAAAUAUAGGUAUAGGGAAGAUUUCCAUUCU
Molecule: messenger RNA, 2297 nt
Organism: Somion occarium
Lineage: Eukaryota; Fungi; Basidiomycota; Agaricomycetes; Polyporales; Cerrenaceae
Source: the annotation of a GenBank genome assembly